UAAAGUUUGUUAUGCCAUGACGAUCAAUAAAAGUCAAGGCCAAACCCUACAAACAGUUGGAAUCUACUUAAAAACACCAGUGUUCAGCCAUGAUCAACUAUAUGUUGCUGUUUCGCGUACUACUUCUAGAAAAGGCUUGAAAAUCCUAAUAGAAGACGACCAUGGAGUGUGUACCAAUCAAACAAAAAAUAUUGUUUACAAAGAAAUUUUAUCUGCGAUAGCCCAAGCACCAGUGUAGCAAGGGGUCAUUUGUCUAUAGUUUUCCCCUCUCUUCUCUUUUUGUUUACAUAUGGAUGUAGCAAGAAGUAAUAGUAGAUAUUACUGUGCCCUGUUACCGUAUUUGUCUGUGACUGCUUCUCUUCCUAUUCACAUAUGUAUAUAAGAAAUGGUACCACUAAAUAUUACUAUGACUUACUGCAGUAUUUAAUUUCUCUUGCUUACAGUACAUUUUCCUCAUACUUGCCUGGUUAUGGCUUCUUCUAUAUUCUGCUCACAUUCUUCAACAUAAGUUUGCCAGCAUUUUCUUCUCAUUUGCUAAAGAACUGAUUCUACGUCUUAUGAUUUUACUACAACAUUAGCUCUACAAAUCAGUGGCACUAUUAUAUAUGUUACAAUUGCUUCUCCUAACAGCUAGCCGUCUAUUUUCUCUCCAAAUAUAAGAUGCUGUUUGCCACUCUUGCUGGUUUGGAACCUCGUGAUCGUUUCGCAACGAUCUGCGUCAAGGUUGUGCGAAAAUGGGAAUACAGGGGACCUGCUGAUGAUGGAGCCAUUCUUCAUAUUGACCUUGUACUUGCCGACCAAGAGCGUAAUGCAAUGUACGCAGAGAUUCCUCAUGACGUGGUAGACGAUUUCAAUGCACAAGUUGAAGAAGGUGAAAUUUAUGUCAUCAGCCGUUUCAGGAUUACCAAUGCCAAAAACUUUUUCAGAGCUGUUGAAGGCCGCUAUAUGAUAGAGUUCACAUAUCACACAAGGGUAGCAGUUGCAAGAGAUCCUCCUCGUGGUUUCCCAAAAUAUGUUUACAGCCUCACUCCUUUUCAUCAGCUGCCUGACCUUGUUGGGAACUGCAGAAAAUUUCUAGAUGUACUUGGCCUGGUGACUGAAGUAAGUGAGAUUCAGCCAGUUGAGGUUUCCCCUAACCAGAAUCCAACCAUUACAAGGAAGCUUACUCUAAGAGAUGCAAGAGAUGUCGAAAUGAGUAUGACUUUAUGGGGCCAAUGA
This is a messenger RNA of Panicum virgatum (switchgrass), 1218 nucleotides long. RefSeq names its product replication protein A 70 kDa DNA-binding subunit-like. The record is from RefSeq and is a predicted model, not a curated record. Gene Ontology annotation, biological process: DNA repair; DNA recombination; DNA replication. The transcript is spliced from 5 exons. Gene Ontology annotation, cellular component: nucleus. Gene Ontology annotation, molecular function: DNA binding. NCBI's taxonomy places the organism in Eukaryota, Viridiplantae, Streptophyta, Magnoliopsida, Poales, Poaceae. Bases 661 to 1218 code for a protein of 185 amino acids.